AUGUCGAAUAACGGCUUUGAGGUCUUGGCUUCUGCGUCCCAUUACUGGCCGCUGGAACACGUGGAUGGGAUCCACGAGCUUCAGGACACAACUGGAGCCUCCCGAGCCCACAACCUCACUGUGCUCCCUCCCCAUAACUCCACCUUUGUGUAUACCAAUGAGUCUGCCUACUCUAACUUCUCAGCAACUGUAGAUAUUGUAGAAGGGAAGGUAAACAAAGGCAUUUACCUCAAAGAGGAAAAGGGAGUCACGCUCCUCUACUACGGAAGCUACAAGAACUCGUGCAUCAGCGAUCCCACCCAGUGCGGCCCUGAAGGGGUCACGUUCUCUUUCUUCUGGAAGACACAAGGAGAGCAGUCCAGGCCCACCUCCUCUGCCUACGGGGGGCAGGUGAUCUCCAACGGGUUCAAAGUCUGCUCCAGCGGCGACACAGGCUUCGUGGAGCUGUAUACACGGGAGAACUCUGUGACGUGGGCGGCCACCUUCAGUCCCCCAGGCCCCUACUGGACACAUGUGCUGUUCACAUGGAAAUCCAAGGAGGGCCUGAAGGUCUAUGUCAACGGGACCCUGAACACCUCCGACCCCAGCGGGAAGGUGUCCCAUGCCUACGGGGACCCCAAUGCCAACCUGGUGAUCGGGGCUGAGCAGGACCAGACCAGGCGCUACCAGAACGGCGCCUUCGACGAGUUCAUCAUCUGGGAGCGGGCACUGACCCCCGACGAGGUCGCCAUGUACUUCACAGCUGCUAUAGGAAAGCACGUGGCAUUAUCUCCCACACCACCAAGCUUCUUCAUGACACCCACAGUGAGCACCGUGAUGCCCACAGAUGCCUACCAUCCCAUCAUAACCAACCUGACAGAGGAGAGGAGAAACUUCCAGAGCCCUGGGGUCGUGCUGAGUUACCUUCAGAAUGUGUCCCUCAACUUACCAAAUGAAUCCGUCUCGCAGGAAACGGCCUGGAAUCUCACGGAGACCUUCUUGAAAACUGUGGGAGACGUUCUUCUACUGCCCAGUUGGACUGACGUGUCAGAGGACCAGGCCGUGGUGCUGGGCCUGAUUGACACCAUCGACACAGUGAUGGGCCACAUAUCUGCCAACCUGCAUGCCCGCGAGCGCCAGGUCACCAUCGCUGGCUCUUCCUCCAUGGCAGAGUACUCAGUGGCCAAGGUCCUCCCCGGGACCAUGAACACCUCCCACUACCGCUUCCCGGCCCAGGGGCAUAGCUACCUCCAGAUCCCUCACGAGGCCUUCCACAGUCAAGCCUGGACCACCCUCGUGGGGCUCCUCUACCACACGGUGCACUUCUACCUGAACAACAUCCACCCAGCUGACACCAAGAUUGCCGAGGCGGCGAAGCACAAAGACUGCCUAAUGUCGGCCACCAGCCCCCUGAUCUCCCUGGAAGUGUCCCCACCGCCGGCUCUCUCCCAGACCUUGUUGGGGUCUCCGCUGGUCACUGUCCACCUCCCGCACACACUGAUGCAGAAGCAGUAUGCCAAGGCCACCAAUGAGAGCAACCGAGUCUUCCGGUACUGUGCCUUCUUGGACUUCAGCUCUGGAAAAGGGGUCUGGUCGAACGAGGGCUGUGCCCUCACGGAGGGGAACCUCAGUUACUCCGUCUGCCGCUGCACUCACCUCACCAACUUCGCCAUCCUGAUGCAGGUGGUCCCGCUGGAGCUGACACAUGGACACCAGGUGGCGCUGUCGUCCAUCAGUUACAUCGGCUGCUCCCUGUCCGUGAUCUGCCUGACCGCAACGCUGGUCACUUUUGCCGUCCUCUCCUCUGUCAGCACCAUCAGGAACCAGCGCUACCAUAUCCACGCCAACCUGUCCUUUGCUGUGCUGGUGGCCCAGGUGCUGCUGCUCGUCAGCUUUCAGUUCGAGCCAGGCACGACCCCGUGCCGAGUCCUGGCCGUGCUCCUGCACUACUUCUUCCUGAGUGCCUUUGCGUGGAUGCUGGUGGAGGGGCUGCAUCUCUACAGCAUGGUGAUCAAGGUCUUCAGCUCAGAGGACAGCAAGCACCUCUACUACUAUGGCAUAGGAUGGGGUUUUCCUCUUCUCAUCUGUAUCAUUUCAGUGUCGUCUGCCAUGUACAGUUAUGGAGCAGGUAACAACUGCUGGCUGUCCCUGGGGAGUGGUGCCAUCUGGGCUUUCGUGGCUCCCGCCCUGCUGGUGAUCAUGGUCAACAUCGGCAUCCUCACCGCUGUGACCCGGGUCAUCUCUCAGAUCAGCACCGACAGCUACAAGAUACAUGGAGACCCCAACGCCUUCAAGCUGACCACGAAGGCUGUGGCCGUGCUGCUGCCCAUCCUGGGCACCUCGUGGGUCUUCGGUGUGCUUGCAGUCAACAACCAGGCUGUGGUCUUCCAGUACAUGUUUGCCGUGCUCAACUCCUUACAGGGCCUCUUCAUCUUCCUGUUCCACUGCCUCCUGAACUCAGAGGUGAGAGCCGCCUUCAAGCACAAAACCAAGAUCUGGUCCCUCACCAGCAGCUCCGCCCGCAGCACCCACGCGAAGCCCUUCAGCUCUGACAUCAUGAGUGGGGCCCGUCCAGCCACGGCCUCCUCGAAGUUCAGCCCCUGGGACAAGAGCAGCCUCUCUGCCCACCGCGUGGACCUGUCCGCUGUGUGA
Messenger RNA from Trichechus manatus latirostris (Florida manatee), 2631 nucleotides. It is a transcript of the gene ADGRD1, whose product is annotated as adhesion G protein-coupled receptor D1. Bases 1 to 2631 code for a protein of 876 amino acids. Lineage: Eukaryota; Metazoa; Chordata; Mammalia; Sirenia; Trichechidae. Gene Ontology annotation, biological process: cell surface receptor signaling pathway; adenylate cyclase-activating G protein-coupled receptor signaling pathway. Gene Ontology annotation, cellular component: plasma membrane. The transcript is spliced from 25 exons. Gene Ontology annotation, molecular function: G protein-coupled receptor activity. The record is from RefSeq and is a predicted model, not a curated record.